Molecule: messenger RNA, 412 nt
Organism: Staurois parvus
Lineage: Eukaryota; Metazoa; Chordata; Amphibia; Anura; Ranidae
Source: the annotation of a GenBank genome assembly
GUGUCCCUGCAGCGUCCCCGGCCAUCUCCUCCGGGCGAAGCCGAUGCCGGCAUCCGGCUUCUGUGUCCUGUCCCUGUGACGUCGGGACGUACGGGCGCCGCAGCCGCCGGCGGCGGGAAAUUUAAAAAUUUUAAAAAAUGUCAUUUUUUUUUUUUUACAUUUUACCUAGUAAAACAUUGCUGUCUCAACCAAUUUCACAUACAUAUUGUCCCUAGUGCUUUGUCCUGCGCCCUGCCUGAAUUUUGUCUGGACUUUCUUUCUGGAAACUGAGAAAAUUUCCAUGGCGUCCAAAAAGUGUCCCUUUAGGUCAAAAGCGGUUUAGAUCAGCUAGAGAACAGCGAUAGUAAAUCAGAACCACUUGCAGAAAUUGAGUGAUAAUGAUUCGUGGGGGAAAUUCGUCAUCAGACAUUGA